This is a messenger RNA of Paramuricea clavata, 705 nucleotides long. The record is from the annotation of a GenBank genome assembly. NCBI's taxonomy places the organism in Eukaryota, Metazoa, Cnidaria, Anthozoa, Malacalcyonacea, Plexauridae.
AUGGAACAAAUUGUUAAUGCAGCACUCCUUGGGAUAAUUUCAGUUGUCACUUUAACAGGCAAUAUCCUUGUGGUUGUUUUGUUUAUAAAGAGACGAGACUGGCUUAAGAACGCUCAUACAUGUCUUUUACUGGCCCUCGCUAUUCAGGAUAUUAUAACAGCGAUCAACCUGUUGGUGUUACCUGGAUUUGCUUUACCUGCAGACGUUUACGACCUUCCUACACAUCCGAAAUUGAGAGAGCUUUAUUGCUCGUUAGUAUGGUCAUGGUAUGUUCCAUUCGCUUUAUCCGUUUCAUCUAUCUAUACGUGUCUUAUGUUGGCUAUUGAUCGCUUAGUUGCCGUUUGUAAACCUUCGACCUACAAACGCUUUUGUAGCUCCGCAAAGGUUAUUGCAACCAUGGCAAUUCUUCCCUGGAUUGCAGGCUUCGGAAUUGAAACAAAAACGGCAUUGAACGCUCAAAGUUCAAGGAAAGAUAACGGAUCUUUUGUGUGUAAGCGGGUGCAGGUCGACGGAUCACCUGAAAAUAUAAUGGCAACGUUGUUGCUAUUUAUUGCAAAGGGUCUUCUAGCCCAGGUGCUGAUGACUAUAGCCUAUGGGAAAAUGAUGAUCACGAUAAAGCAAUCUUCGUGCAACACAACUGGUUCAAGUCAUCCUAGUCGUCAGGAAAUUAAAUUCUAUCUGACAUUGAGAAGGAUUACGCGAAUG